UUCCAGAAUUUUCCGUGCACGGCGGACAAACGCAGAGGCACUGAGAGGGCCAGUAGCUGCCAGAGACUUCUAGAAACAACGUGCACCGGGACAGUCACCGGCAAACAAACCUGCCAUCCGCACACAACGUUACACAUUAACACUUUUGGCUAAAAUGGCUAAAUGGGGAGAAGGGGACCCUCGUUGGAUUGUAGAGGAGCGGGCCGACGCGACUAAUGUCAACAACUGGCACUGGACCGAACGAGAUGCAACAAACUGGUCGUCGGACAAAUUAAAAUCCCUGCUCCUCGGGCUGAGCGUGGAGAACGAUGAGGGGAGUUGUGAGGUGACGGAAGUCAGCAAGGUGGAAGGAGAGGCCUCCAUUAACAACCGCAAAGGGAAACUCAUUUUCUUUUAUGAGUGGAACCUCAAAGCUACUUGGACCGGAGAGUCCAAAGCAGGAGUGAAAUAUACAGGAGCAAUUGAGGUUCCAAACCUUUCUGAUGAGAACGACAUGGAGGAUCUCGAUAUCUCUGUAUCGUUGAAUAAAGAUGAACCUGAAACACCACUGACCAACCUGAUGAGGACAAAGGGAGCUGAGAAAAUCCGUGAAGCCCUGGGAAGCUACAUUGGCUACUUGAAAACAGAGUUCACGCAGGGAAUGAUCCUGCCUACAGCCAACGGGGUGGCCAAGUCCACAUCAUCACAGUCCAAAGCCAAGCUGGAUAAAACUCGGAUUUCCUCCUCGAGCAGCACAGCUGCUCCAAUCAACACCGGCGUCAAGAUUCCCACCUGUAAAUUCAGCAUGAGGGAGAAGUUCCUCACCUCCCCGGCUGAUCUCUACCGGGUGUUCCUCAACCAGGAUAUGGUUCAAGCGUUCACACACGCUCCAGCGUCGGUGGAAGGAGAGAGGGGCGGGAAGUUCCGUCUGCUGGAAGGAAAUGUUUUCGGUGAAUUCACAGAGCUGAUACCUGAUGAGAAAAUAGUUAUGAAGUGGAGGUAUAACAACUGGCCCUCUGAGCACUACGCGAAGAUCACAAUGACCUUCUGGGACCGGAGCAGCGAGACGGAGCUGAAGGUGGAGUGCAGAGGCGUCCCCGACAACGAGGAGGAUCGGACGAAAGAGGGCUGGAAGAGAUACUACUUUGAAGCUAUUAAACAGACUUUUGGCUACGGGGCGCGACUCUACUGAAGACGGUUCUCUGUAGUUCACGGUUUUCUUCUCAUUUUUUAAAUUUUUAAACUUGUUGUCCUUUGAUCUCUCUGGCACAAGAUGUCCCGUCGUAAACUCGUAGCGCGAGUUAACGAAAAGAGAAAUGAGGCGAGGCCAUUCUGUCGCCCGUCUGUGUAAAUGUUUUAAUUUUUCAUCGUAUUUAAGUCUAAGACUUUGUCCCCGUCAGUAUUUGGCUCAGUUGUUCAAAGGAGAGUAAAUGGACUGUACCUUCGGGACUCUGGUUUGAAUAAAGCAAAGAGGAAUCUAUUGAACCACUAAAGCAAAUUGGCCUCCACUUCUAUAAAUAUGUAAUUACGACAAGAGCUAAAAUAAAUGUUUGGUUUUCUUUUACUUGAAGAUGAUUUAUUAUUUGACUCUUCAAGUGUAACUGUAGUGAAGAUGCAUGUUUUAUUUCAGACUGAGGAAUGACUACUGGAUAUGAACUUUACUGAAGGCCGUCACUUAGAGCGGUUUCACUUCCUCACGCAGCUAGCUAGCGUAGCAACUCAACCCUUUGGCUUCAAAAUGUACGUUUCCAGUGCGAAAUGCAUUUAUUUAUGAAUCAUUUUACCUCACCAUGUCAAAAGAUUAGUUUCUUGGAAUAAACCAAACCCUGUAUGCUCUUGA
Molecule: messenger RNA, 1819 nt
Organism: Cottoperca gobio
Lineage: Eukaryota; Metazoa; Chordata; Actinopteri; Perciformes; Bovichtidae
Gene: ahsa1a
Product: AHA1, activator of heat shock protein ATPase homolog 1a
Exons: 9
Coding region: 155-1171 (338 amino acids)
Biological process (GO): protein folding; positive regulation of ATP-dependent activity
Cellular component (GO): cytosol
Molecular function (GO): protein-folding chaperone binding; ATPase activator activity
Source: RefSeq, a predicted model, not a curated record